GCGCCUCAACCGCCGCCGAGGAGGAGCGGGAGCCAACAUGGCGAAAGCUGAGCAGGUCUUGAGCCUGGAGCCGCAGCACGAGCUCAAAUUCAAAGGUCCCUUCACAGAUGUUGUCACCACAAAUCUGAAACUUGGCAACCCUACAGAUAAAAAUGUCUGCUUCAAAGUGAAGACUACGGCUCCACGCAGGUAUUGUGUUCGGCCCAACAGUGGAAUUAUAGAUGCUGGAACGUCAAUUAAUGUCUCUG
Python bivittatus (Burmese python) is the source of this 248-nucleotide messenger RNA. The record is from RefSeq and is a predicted model, not a curated record. Lineage: Eukaryota; Metazoa; Chordata; Lepidosauria; Squamata; Pythonidae.